AUGGCUGUAGUUGGUAAAACACUUGUGCAAGGAACUUGUCUUUGGAGGCCCUGGCUGUCUUCCACAAAUGACCUCUUAAGGCAGGUGAGGAAACUGGUGGGCUGGGCUGCUCAUGGGGCAACAGCUGCUGAGGCCACCAAGGCUAACUCUGAGUUCCAUCACCCUGUCAGGCUCUUCUGGCCUAAAUCUCGCUCCUUCGAUUACCUGUAUAGUGCUGGGGAGAUUUUACUACAUAACUUCCCUGUCCAGGCCACCAUCAACCUAUAUGAGGACUCUAACAGUGAAGAGGAGGAGGAGGAAGAAGACGAGGAUGAAGACAAUGAAGAGGAGGAGAAAGAGGAGGCCAACAAAAAAGGGCCAGGAGGGUGUGCGAGAUUAUCAGAGUGUACACCACACUGGGUCACAGCUCACCCGCCCUCCCCUCCCCUGACCAGUCCAAACUGAAGCAGUCAGACUGGGGUUUAGUAUGCCUGGCACAUUUUUGAGGGCAUCAAUUAGCCAAGAGUCUCCAGGCACAGAUUUCUGGACUGAAAACUGUGUCCUCCAGUUACCCAGCUCACCCCUGGCUUCCAUGAGUGGCCUGUGAGGCUUGGCCUUGGGCAUCUCAUUGUCUGAGCUGCUUUUGGUAUCUACACUGGGAAGGUCCUAGGAGCUCUAGGGGAAGGAAGAUCUGCUUUCUGACAUCCCAAUGAACAGAACCGGACCCUAUAGAGAGGAAGCACCGACUCCUCAGGGCCUUUUGACCCGUCAGCCUUCUUAAGUGGCUACAUACACCAUUCUCUCCAAGCCUGACGGCUGGCUUCACAUCAGGGACCCCAGUACCAGAUCCAAGCAAAGUUGGGGUGCCUUUCUGAUGGUUUUGGCAGGAGGGGAAGUGAGCACAAGAGAAUCAGCUUGCUUUGGGGACCCCCUCCAUGUUUACUUGCUAUUAUCCAUUUAAGUCUAUGUGUUGGCAUGAGAUGAAUCAGAAGAAAAAUAAACUGG
Messenger RNA from Dipodomys ordii (Ord's kangaroo rat), 984 nucleotides. RefSeq names its product ripply transcriptional repressor 1 (gene Ripply1). The record is from RefSeq and is a predicted model, not a curated record. Lineage: Eukaryota; Metazoa; Chordata; Mammalia; Rodentia; Heteromyidae. The transcript has 4 exons. Gene Ontology annotation, cellular component: nucleus. The coding region runs from base 1 to 444 and encodes 147 amino acids. Gene Ontology annotation, biological process: negative regulation of transcription by RNA polymerase II; embryonic pattern specification.